UUUAACCCGUUCGUUCGUGUUAGUGAAGAGGAAGAGAGGAUCAAAGUAUUUUAUCCCUACGCUUGGAGAGAAAAUAUGGCCCCUCAAAACACCAAACCCUAAAACGCGAAAAAGCUUCGAAGAAUUUCCGAAGGGGAGAGAGUAGCGGCGGUGAAUCGGAGAUGGAGAUACACUACAGUAACAGCUACUUCGAGAGGCGCCCCAUCCUCAAGUCCAAGGCUCCCGCAGUUAAAUGGGUCAGAGAAUGGGUUCCCCAGGAUCUUGUAACGACUGGAGGGAAGUGCAUGCUCUUAAAAUGGGUAACAGAGGAUACCUUGAAGACCUUGAAAGAAAAGACAAAAGAGCCAUCAAUGCCUGAGCCAGAACCAGAGCCAACUACUGAAGUACUCUUUCUUUGCAGCUAUGAUGGCUGUGGAAAGACAUUCAUAGAUGCUGGUGCAUUGAGGAAGCACUCUCACAUCCAUGGAGAGAGGCAAUAUGUUUGUCACUAUGAGGGAUGUGGAAAGAAAUUUCUGGACAGUUCAAAGUUGAAAAGACAUUUUCUCAUUCAUACAGGGGAGAGGGACUUUGUGUGUCCUCAUGAAGGCUGUGGUAAGGCCUUCUCCUUGGAUUUCAACUUAAGGUCUCACAUGAAGACACAUUCCCAAGAGAACUAUCAUAUCUGCCCGUACCCAGAUUGUGGAAAGAGAUAUGCUCACGAAUACAAACUUAAGAAUCACAUUUCAUCUCAUCACGAAAAGAAUGCAACUGUGGAUGUGGCAAAGUACACUCCACCUUCAGAGAAGCAAACAAAAACUACAAAACCUUCUGGAGGGGCAUAUGGUUCUGCAUCAUCUGAUCGCCCCUAUACAUGUCCUUAUGACGGGUGUGAAAAGGCAUACAUCCAUGAAUACAAGCUUAGACUCCAUUUGAAGAGGGAACACCCGGGGGAGCUUAUGCCUGAAGAAAAUGCAGAGCAUGCUCAGGCUAAUGCUGAGAAUGAAAUGGAUGAAGCAAGUGACCAAGAUGCCUAUGUUGGGAAACGGUCAAAUGGUAAAGUUCAGAAGCAAAGUAAGCCUAAGCCAAACCUCAAGUUGCCUCCUUCCAAAAUUGCAAAACGCAAAGUUUCCACUCCCUCUUUAACUGUAAAUAAAAGUUCUUGGUCCGUGAAAGAUGAACCUUACGAUGAGGAAGACAGCGAAGAAACAGAAGAGGAUCGUGACAAUGUUGAAGAUGGUUGGAGAUAUGCAGGAGGAAACAAUGAAGAGGAUGAUGAAGAAACAGAAUAUGAAGACUGAAAAUCAGUAUGGUGUCCUCUGCGGAAGUUACUUUUUUUUUUUUUUUUUUUUUAAAGAAAUAUAUUUUAACUACUAAAAAAAUUCAGUUGUCUCUUUCUUAUUUGGCUAGGCAAAUUGCAUCGUCUUUGUCAACUGUGUGUUAGAUGUUACGAGCAUUAGGAAGAAUUUAUAUAAAUAAAAUGUGAUUUAAAAUGCUCUUGGUUCAA
Messenger RNA from Cajanus cajan (pigeon pea), 1483 nucleotides. It is a transcript of the gene YY1, whose product is annotated as zinc finger (C2H2 type) family protein. Gene Ontology annotation, molecular function: DNA-binding transcription factor activity, RNA polymerase II-specific; RNA polymerase II cis-regulatory region sequence-specific DNA binding. The record is from RefSeq and is a predicted model, not a curated record. Gene Ontology annotation, cellular component: PcG protein complex; transcription regulator complex; chromatin. Gene Ontology annotation, biological process: regulation of transcription by RNA polymerase II. Lineage: Eukaryota; Viridiplantae; Streptophyta; Magnoliopsida; Fabales; Fabaceae.